UAAUCAAAAAUGUAAUAUUAUAUUAAGGUGACCAGAUUUUUUAAAAAACAAGUAGGAACAUGUCCUAGUUCAAUGGUUAAAAUAUCCUUAAAAACGUAUUUGUUAUUGUCUAUGAAUUUACAAUCGGGGACAAAACCCUUUUGAAUGUUUUCAUCUUUUUAUUGUUGUGGGUUUAUGGAGAACCAAACACCAAAAAACGUGACUGUCCCCGGAAAAUGGGGACAUCUGGUCACCUUAUAUUAUAUUCUAUAUAAUAUUUAUGUGACACCUCUUUGGAGAUGUCUCCAACGCAAAGGUUUUCUCAGAUGUACGUAACUUCUGGGUUUGUCCCUAAACUGUGGCUAAGAAAUCCACACCCAUAAGUGUUAUAUAUUUCAAAUGGGAUGCACUCACUCUCCAGUCAUUCACCCUCAUCACCUGUGGGGGAGGAAUUACUACUAGAUUAUAAUUACAAGGACUUUGUAGAUGACAGUGUUUUUCUGGAUCAGUGUUAUCUCUAAUUCACUUAAUUUGAAUUAUUUACGUCACUGAAGAUGUCGAAUUUAAAUGACUCUAAAUCAAACCUCACUCACACUUCAUUGCUGUUCGAUCGAGAUGCACCAGUGAAGACAUUUUUGACUGUGACUCCAUGUGUUAUUUUCCUCUAUGUCAACGGGGUCAUGCUUUACACCUUGAGGAAAAAGGCUGUUUUCCAGGAGGCGUCUCGCUACAUUUUGUUCGGUCACAUGCUUUGGCUUGACACGCUCAAUCUGUUUAUGAGUGUAGUGCUGUUUGUUUGUGCAGUCAGUAGGAUUUUUAUUAUGAAAAAUGUCUGUCUCAUUCUUUUGGUUGCUGCAACGGUUCUCUUUCAGGUUUCGACCCUAAAUCUGGCUUUAAUGUCUCUGGAAAGGUAUGUGGCCAUCUGCUUUCCUCUCAGGCAUGCAGAUUUCACCACUUAUAAAAAAACUAAAAUGGCCAUUGCUGUUGUCUGGAUGAUAGGGUUAAGCCAAUGCUUGUCAGAAAUUAUUAUCUUUUGUGCUGUUGAUUCGACAAACACAGCAAUGAAUUUGUUCUGCUCAAGAACGACUCUUUUCAGACAGCAGGUAUAUAAAACACUGGAUAUAGCUUUCACUUGUAUAUAUUUUGUGUUUGUAUGUUUUACUAUAAUAUUUACUUAUGCCUCUAUAGCAGUUGUGGCUAAAACAGCCUCCUGUGAUAGGAUGUCAGCUAAAAAAGCCAAUAAGACUGUGCUGUUACAUCUAAUACAAUUGUGUCUUGGUUCUGCAUCCCUUUUAAUUGGCGUCAUUCAAGAGGCCAUGUAUGUUUAUAUUGACUAUAUGACUAUGGUACACAUCAUGUAUUUUUGCUUUGUGGUCUUUAUCAUUUUUCCAAAAUGUCUAAGCCCUCUUAUAUAUGGCCUGAGAGACCAAGCUUUUAGUUGUUUAUUUAAAUACUACUUCACGUUUGGUCUAAAAAAGCAAAAUAGUUGUCAUACAGAGACACAUUUGGUUUCAGAGGAUGUAAAGACCAAUCUUACACAUAAUUUUCUCAUAGCUACAUAAAAAGUUCAUUUUAAUUGUAAAAUGUGCUUGUGAAUUGAGGUGAUGAAUGUUGGUGCUUAACUAAAUUAAUUUACAUGUGGCAAACCAAAAGCAUGUAUUUAGCAAGCAUGUUAAACUUCUUUCACAAUAUUCCUCAGAUGUUGAACGUGUAACUAUAUAUAAAAAUAUAUUUGUUCAUUUUUUCACAAGUAUGACCACAGACAGGCAAAAGCAAUUAUGUUGUAAUUAAAAAAAAUGGUUUCUGCAUCUAACCUGUGCACAUUAUCAUUAUCAUAGCUUAUGUCCUUGUAUAUUGUUUCAUGAAAAAUAUGUGAUAUGUAAAUGUGCUCUUGAUUUACUUACUGAGCUCACGUAAACUAUUCUUGAGGUCAAUCAAGGGAAUUAAAUCACCUAUAAAACAUCACUUAAAUACUUGAGCUAUAUGACAAUUUUUGUGUAGAUUCUUGUAAUAUAAAUGUGUUUAAAUUAUACU
Molecule: messenger RNA, 2013 nt
Organism: Misgurnus anguillicaudatus (oriental weatherfish)
Lineage: Eukaryota; Metazoa; Chordata; Actinopteri; Cypriniformes; Cobitidae
Product: odorant receptor 131-2-like
Biological process (GO): detection of chemical stimulus involved in sensory perception of smell; G protein-coupled receptor signaling pathway
Cellular component (GO): membrane
Molecular function (GO): odorant binding; olfactory receptor activity; G protein-coupled receptor activity
Source: RefSeq, a predicted model, not a curated record